GUAGCAACUGUAGAAACAAAAGAAACUUCUUUUACGUGCCUCAGUGACAUUGUGCGAACGUUAGCAUACGUGUAGCUAUUUGUGUGCCUUAAAAAUCCGUCUAGUGUCAAAUGUCUAAACCCGCUUUGGAUCAGCUAUGAGAAUUUAGCCUUUGGCAAGCUGGGGGGUUUGGAAUCAGGACUGGUGUGGCGUGGAUGCGCCUGAAGUUUCGCUGUCAAAUACGGGCGACGACUAAAGACUGAAGAUUGCAGCCUGGGCGAACACGACUUACGCCAAGUGUUUUUAUGAGGUGACAACCAUUCCUAAAUAAUGUUUUAGUGUGUUACGUUCGUGUUGUUUUGUUAAUAUAUUUGGUUCGUGACAAAUGUUUGGGUCUUUGCUCUGCUCGGGCUUGCACAAAUUAUGAUUGUGAAAUCUAAUUCAUCAGGUAUUCUUGUCUAAAUGCUUUGGCAUGUUAUCAAUCUCUAGAGAGAUUCUUGUUAUUGUCCCGACACGGGAGAACACGAACAUCAUUUAAGGGUUUUUAGGGAAUAGCAGAGCCCUGUUGUAAUGAGCGCGUUGGAGCCAGCUGGAGAUGCAUGCUGCACUAGGAGCUCAGCCUGACCAGAUGCCCCGGGAGUGUGUGCAGUAGGAGCUCAGCCUGACCAGAUGCCCCGGGAGUGUGUGCAGUAGGAGCUCAGCCUGACCAGAUGCCCCGGGAGUGUGUGCAGUAGGAGCUCAGCCUGACCAGAUGCCCCGGGAGUGUGUGCAGUAGGAGCUCAGCCUGACCAGAGCCAUGGAGCGCGCCCUCCACGUGCACGCGGAGUGUGUGCAGAGAGCCGCAAGGCUGAGUGACGCGAUGACGGACUCUGAACUCAACCAGCCUCACCUGCCACGCACCUUUCAUGUCGAGCAGUUCCACAGCGGUGACGUGCAGAAGAGGCAGGAUGUAGAGGACGUGCAGGACGUGCAGGACAUGCAGGACGACGGGUGUCUCGCCCGCAGGCUACAGGACGAGGAGGAAGAGCGGGCAGCCCGCCUCAGUCAUGCCCUCCGGCAGCUGGCGGCGCGAGAUUGUGAGUAUGCAAAGAUGAUUCAAGAACAGCUUAGACGUCAUGAGGAAGAGAAGCGGAGAAGGGAGGAAGAGGAUGAGGAGAUGGCCAGACAUCUGCAGGAAGACGAGGAACUGCAGAUCAGACGCCACAGAGAGGAGGCUGGUUGCUACGACGACAGCGGGCCCUCACCACUUAGCAAAGGUUUGGAGGCGUGGGGUCAGGUGAGAAGAGAUGCUGAACUUGCCCGUAGAUUGCAGGAAGAAGAGGACAGGCAACCUCGCAGGGAGCAGGUGGAGGUUCAGAACCUGCCCAGGGAGAGACUGAACUCAGAGGGCCUGAGCUCACCUGUGGAGGAGCCCGUUCUUGAUCCGCACCGUCUGGGCCCCCAACGCUAUACUCUAGGAGCGCAUUCUGUCCAUAACAUCGCGGAGGAACUGGACCCAACGUUCAAUGGAAGGAAGAGAGAGAACAGGAGACCCAACAUCCCAUCAGGCAUACUCUUGGCCCCGCGUACCCCACACAGCAUCUUCUAUGACUACUUACCAGAGCCCGCCUUCGCCCCGCCCACCAGGCGCCAUGGCGACCAGUCAGGGGGCGACAGAGCAACGAGAGCGAGAUGUCAGAACUGUAAGCAGCAGUGAUGUGGCGCUGGAGCAUUCUGUGUGGCGCAAGAUCUGAGAGUCUACGCUCAGUCCACCUAUAGCUGGAACAGGGAAUGAUCAGCUUCAGGAUUCAGGACUGGAAUAAAGGUUUCAGUUACAUGACAUGCGGUACUGAACUGAUCAGACUUCGUGCAGUUAAUUAAGUCUUGUUCACUUUCUACAUCUUUUUUUGUAAUGAACUCAAAUUCCAUACAAGAUUGAUAUAACUUCCAGAAGUAAUUAUAAAUAACUCACUUACACCUUUACAGUGUUUCAGAUCUCAACAGACUGUGUUCAUAGCUGAAUGUUAAAUAAAAAAGUGUGUAUUCUGUGUUCA
This is a messenger RNA of Electrophorus electricus (electric eel), 2012 nucleotides long. Lineage: Eukaryota; Metazoa; Chordata; Actinopteri; Gymnotiformes; Gymnotidae. The record is from RefSeq and is a predicted model, not a curated record.